Molecule: messenger RNA, 213 nt
Organism: Auanema sp. JU1783
Lineage: Eukaryota; Metazoa; Nematoda; Chromadorea; Rhabditida; Rhabditidae
Source: the annotation of a GenBank genome assembly
CUGUCUCUCUUUAUCCCUAUCAGUUCAACCGUAGUUUAUGGUUGCGCGGUACUGUUGGAUACUAGCUCUCUUAUCCAGUCUGUUCUCAUCAUCUGUUUGAGCCCAGUUUCGCUCAAAACUGUUCUGACUCUCAUCGGCUUUCACAAAUCUGAAGCACGGAAAACUGUAACUACUGUCCGAGUAGAUGCAAAGCAGUGCACACUUGUAAAGUAG